Molecule: messenger RNA, 447 nt
Organism: Lactuca sativa (garden lettuce)
Lineage: Eukaryota; Viridiplantae; Streptophyta; Magnoliopsida; Asterales; Asteraceae
Source: RefSeq, a predicted model, not a curated record
AUGAAACCCCUCUACCACCACAUGACACCACCCACCACCAUCAUUGUCACCAUAACUACCACCACCAACGCUAUAACUACUAACCACCAUCUCUACCAUCAUCACCACCACCAUCUACUACUUCCGCCACCACCCACCACAACACCAACAAUAUAUGCACCUCCACCUCCGACACCACCCACCGCUAUUGCCACCACUACGAACCACCACCCACCAACUCCGCCUACCACCCACCACCACCUCUGUCACCACCACCCAUUACCUUCGCUACCACCCACUAGCACUGUUCCCGCCACCAUCUCCACCAUUUCCAUUACCUCUGCCACCACCACCUUCACCAUCAUUGUUGCCACACCCACUUUCACUAAAACUGUCACCACCACCAAAACAUCCAUCACCAUCGCCAUGACCAUCUACCACCUUUUCCACCACCGACAACACCACUAG